This is a messenger RNA of Ricinus communis (castor bean), 1061 nucleotides long. RefSeq names its product transcription termination factor MTEF1, chloroplastic. Gene Ontology annotation, biological process: regulation of DNA-templated transcription. NCBI's taxonomy places the organism in Eukaryota, Viridiplantae, Streptophyta, Magnoliopsida, Malpighiales, Euphorbiaceae. Gene Ontology annotation, molecular function: double-stranded DNA binding. The transcript has a single exon. The record is from RefSeq and is a predicted model, not a curated record. Bases 1 to 831 code for a protein of 276 amino acids.
AUGCUUCAUUCUCUAUCUCUUCCAGCUUUCUCUUCCUCCUCUCAACCCAAAAUUCUAAACCCUUAUAAUCUCUCACACCCUUCUUUCUACCUUAAAUUCCGGACAACUAACCAAGAAAAUGUUCGGUAUCUCAAAGCUAUUGGUAUUAUUGAUCCCAACACUAAACCACACAAACUUCCAUCUCCUGAUACCGUAACGCACAUCCUUAACACUGUAAAUUUCUUCAAAUCCAAAGGUUUCCAAGACGCUGACUUCUCAAGACUCACUUCAGAAUGCCCUCAACUCUUGUCCAGUGAAUUCGAAAUCACUGACAUUGAGCCUGUUUUCAAAUUCUUGGAUACUGAUUUACAUGCUUCAGUUCAAGAAUCAAGAGGUUUGGUCACCAACUGUCCUGAACUACUCUUUUCUGAUGUUGAAUACUGCCUCAGACCUACCCUUGAUUAUCUUAGGCAACUAAGAGUAGCAAAAUUGAAUGUUCCAAGUAAACUAAAUGCACAUCUUUUGAACACUCGGGUAGAGAAACUGCGUUCCAAGGUCAAGUUUUUGAAGAGCGUAGGGCUUUCUCAUCAGGAGGCAGCAAGUUUCUGUGCAAGGAUUCCCGCUAUUUUUGGGUAUAGUAUUGACUACAAUUUGAGACCAAAGCUCGAAUAUCUGUUGAAGGGAAUGGAGAGGAGUAUGGAAGAGUUGAAAGAGUUUCCACAAUACUUUGGGUUUAGCUUAAGGAAGAGAAUAAUUCCUAGGCAUUUGCAUUUGAAGCAGAGAAAUGUUCGUCUCAAGUUGAACAGAAUGUUAAUUUGGAGUGACCAGAGAUUCUAUGCAAAAUGGAAGUGAAUGUAUGAAAUUCCUAGCUUCAUUCUUGGUUGCAUUUCUUCUCAGUAUCCUACUCCCGUUUCUUUUUUUCUUUUUCUGCACACGGCAGUUUCAUUCAUUUAAAAAAAAAAAAAAAUAGCAAACCCUUCAACAUGUGUUACCGCUUAUGUUUAUGAGCCAGAGAGACAGGAAGGUAAAAUUCAGAAUGAUUCACUCUAAUAUCAAUCAAUGAAUUUCAGAUUUCAUCUGUG